UUGAAAAGGCCGUGUCCCAGCCAGAAACAUGGGUUGAACUAUGUGGUGUGGCGAAUUUGUGCUGCCUGCCUGAGAGAAUCCGUCACAGAAACAAACCGCCCCCUCCCACUCGGAGUGGCCCCGCUUCAGAAGCAACUCAAAAUACAUAAAGCCUCCAUGUUGCACAGGGAAUGUAAGGCCAGAAGACAUGAACUGUUUGUUUGAAAGUGUCAGCCAACGUUGAACAACUCGCGUUUGAUAAAUGUUUUUGGACAAAACAAUCCUCCGACGGGCUUCCUGGUGUUUUCAACGUUGUUCCAGACACGGCCUCACAGUUUGGAUCAACGGAGCUGCAAAGCUAACUUGCUAACUUCAGUUUGUUAGCAAUUCAGCGUCGUUUUUUUAAAAGACAGAUAUGCUAUCAACAUUGCCCACAAAAUAUUUGUUUGCAGCGAUGAUAUUUUGCGGAGAGCCAUAAAUGACAGCCAUUAACUGGAUUCCAUUGACCACCGUGCUAGCUGGCUGGCUGGCUACCACAACACUUCGCCCUGGACGGUUGUCUGGCUUUGUGGGCUAGCUGGUCAUCCUUAUCUUAAACAGCUAGCUAGCUAACCGUAGUUAGCAAAAGAAGUAAACGCACUGUCACAUUGUGGGAAACAAAACAAGAAUAACCACCCGUCUAAAUGGACCACAUGUCCAUAAUAACCCAAGUUUCCAACCCGAAGGAGGAGGAAAUAAUAUCAUUCAGCCAGGAAAAGGCGUCCCAGUCGAAGAGCAGCCUAAAGAAGCAGAGGAGCCGGGGCAUUUUCAGCACAUUCUUCUGCUGCUUCCGCAACUACAAUGUGGAGCCACCAGCCACUAACACCAACACAAGCUCCCUGCCUCCACCUGUUGAGGAGAAUGGUUCACCUCCUAAGUGUGACCAGGUCGAGGUCUUCCCUGUUCCUAGUCCGCCAGCCAAAUACCUGCUGCCAGAAAUGAAAAUAUCUGACUAUGGAAAAAAGUGUGUGGUGAUUGACUUGGAUGAAACUCUCGUCCACAGUUCGUUCAAGCCCAUCAGCAACGCUGAUUUUAUUGUUCCCGUGGAGAUUGAUGGUACUGUUCAUCAGGUGUAUGUGCUGAAACGACCCCAUGUGGAUGAGUUCCUUCAAAAGAUGGGAGAGCUGUUUGAAUGUGUGCUGUUUACGGCCAGUCUUGCCAAGUAUGCAGAUCCUGUGGCAGACCUGCUGGACCAGUGGGGUGUGUUUCGAGCGCGACUCUUUAGAGAAUCCUGCGUUUUCCACAGAGGAAACUACGUCAAAGACCUCAGCCGGCUGGGGCGAGAGCUCAACAAUGUCAUCAUCGUUGACAAUUCACCCGCCUCUUACAUUUUCCACCCAGAAAAUGCUGUCCCAGUCCAGUCCUGGUUUGACGACAUGAAUGACACAGAGCUCCUGGACCUGCUACCUUUCUUUGAGGGACUCAGCAAAGAAGAAGAGGUUUAUGGAGUUUUGCAGAAUCUGAGAAGCAGGUAGCAGGACAUGUCACAGCGCCGCCUGUGCUCGCCCUCUCUGCCCCUCUCUGCCACCACUUGGCUCAGACUCAGGCAGAUCCUCCCAUAUGUGCCCCUCUUGUAUCUACCCAAGGGGACGCCUUGAAGUCUCACUGUGGAAACCUUCAUGUAACCCCGUCUCUGCUUGCAUCACCUGGUGACAGGCUACCUUCUGAGUGCCAUCAAAAAAAAAAAAAAA
This is a messenger RNA of Monopterus albus (swamp eel), 1709 nucleotides long. Its product is annotated as CTD small phosphatase-like protein. The transcript is spliced from 8 exons. Bases 663 to 1493 code for a protein of 276 amino acids. Lineage: Eukaryota; Metazoa; Chordata; Actinopteri; Synbranchiformes; Synbranchidae. The record is from RefSeq and is a predicted model, not a curated record. Gene Ontology annotation, molecular function: RNA polymerase II CTD heptapeptide repeat phosphatase activity.